AUGCCGCCGAUCCGCACUCCAAAGUCUGCCCCGGCCAAGCGCGCCGGCGGCCUCGGAGCUUUCGGGUUCGCCCCGGUCGACAGGACCGAAGCUCUCUCGCGUGCCGCGAAAUCCACACCUAAAGCGGCGGCCGAGACAUCUCAGAGUCAGGGCUCUCCGUCGAGGGCCAGAGCGCCCGCGCGCGCAAAGGGCGAAAAAAAGGCCCAUUUCGAGAAUGAGGUGUCUUAUUUUAACAGAUUCGAAUCUCGGGUCGGCUCGUCUACCAAGACAAUCUCAUUCGGACCGGAUUUUCGGCUUACGACUGGUCACCUCACGCGUCUCCUGAGAUGCCCGGACAUCUGCAAGAAGCUGUGGCACAUCACGAUGCCCUUCAAAGACCCCGACCGCGGACUCAUCAUGAGCGGGAACGAAGGACUCCGCGACCCCGUCCUCGUCGCCCUCGCGGAAAAGUGCCCGGCCCUCAGGACCAUCAAGAUCCCCGGCACCUGCAGCCUCUCGGACGAGGUCUACAUCGCGCUCGGCAAGAACUGUCCCAACCUGACGAAUCUCGAGAUCUUUGCGGGAAACAGCUGCAGCAGCGUGGACGGGCGCUUCUUCGACGAGCUCCGCGAGAACCCGUCGUGGGCACCGAAGCUGAAGAAGAUCAGGAUGAGCAUGUGCGACAGCGACGAAUGGGCGCGGAAGGAGAAGGUGGUUAGGGCCGUGAAAGCGUUGACUGAAGUGAGGGAUGGCGUCACCGUGCAGUUUGUGAAUGCGGAGGAAGAGAGGGACUAUGUUUUCGGAGGCUAUGACGUGUCGUAUACCGAGGUGACUUACAAAAAUGGAAAGUCCACGGGGAGCAAAACGUUGUAUCAGUUCGACCUCAGCGACAAGAUGUACGAUGUCUUCGAUUCCGAUUAUUAG
Molecule: messenger RNA, 903 nt
Organism: Colletotrichum karsti
Lineage: Eukaryota; Fungi; Ascomycota; Sordariomycetes; Glomerellales; Glomerellaceae
Exons: 2
Coding region: 1-903 (300 amino acids)
Source: RefSeq, a predicted model, not a curated record